AUGCUCGGAAUGGUUGUCUUGAUCGUAGGAGUCACUGUUCAGGUUGUGACAACCAGCUUGGGCGUGCUUUACUUUGGCCGGUUGGUUACUGGUCUCGCCAACGGACUGAUCAUGAAUUUCACAUUCAUGUAUGUUGCCGAGAUGUCCCCUGCACAUUUGCGAGGUGUUGCCUAUGCUAUGGUGUCUGGUUGGGUGACUUUGGGCAGUGGAAUAGGUGCGGUCAUUAUCAAUGAGACAUCGACAAUGAUGAACCGACUUUCUUAUCAGAUUCCACUCUAUACUCUCUAUUUCCUGCCUGUUGUCAUGCUCGUGGGUCUAUUCUUCCUUCCGGAAUCACCUCGCUGGCUUCUAUUGCAUGGAAAAUCCGACGAGGCACUAAAGUCCCUCACUUGGAUCCGUGCAGACGCCUGCGAUCGGUUCGAAGUUCUCAAGGAAUUUGAGGAAAUGAGGAUCAAUGUUGAGCUUGAAUUGAGCAGCGAUUCAAAGGCAGCGUUCUUUGAACAGUUUAACAAGCGCCAUCUCCGUCGUACCAUGAUCAGUAUCGGAGCUGGCCUGAUGAAUCCGGCAGUCGGUGGUAUGUUCGUGAUGGCAUUUACGACCUAUUUCAUGAAAGCAAAUGGUGUUGAAGACCCCUUUAAGUGGGGUAUAGUAGGGCAGUGGGUAGGAUACUUCGGACAACUCAUCUCAUACCCAUUCAUCGCCAUACUUGGAAGAAGGACCAUGCUACUACUCGGCGUCGGCAUGUGCUGUACGUCUAUGCUAAUUCUCGGAAUCCUAUUCCAAGUUCCCGCGAGCCAGUCUGCUCGCGCCAGUGGCAUUAUUUUCUUCAACACAUUCUACCAUUUCGGUUUCAACUUCGGCGUCGUCAGUCUGGUGUACAUGGUCUCGGGCGAAAUUCCCGCGCAGAACCUUCGAGCCUGUACAACUGGAAUGUCUACCGGUAUUGGCUUUGUGUUUGCGUGGUUGACUGCAUUCACGGCGCCUUACUUCAUUAACCCCGCGGAGCUCAACUGGGGUGGCAAUUAUGGAUUUAUCUGGUUUGCCUCCAGUGUGCUCGGAAUGGUUUUUAUCUAUUUCUUCGUCCCUGAAAUCCGGGGGAGAUCUCUUGAAGAGAUCGAGGAAAUGUUCGAUAAAAAUGUCCCAGCCCGAAAGUUCCAGAGUUAUGUCUGCGAGAACGUGGAACGGGCAAAUAUGGAAGCGGCUAAAGACUUGGAUCAUGAGGAAGCAAAGGAAGGGCAGAUUGAGCAUAUUGAGGUUGCUCGCACUUGA
Messenger RNA from Penicillium griseofulvum, 1269 nucleotides. RefSeq names its product Major facilitator superfamily domain, general substrate transporter. Gene Ontology annotation, molecular function: carbohydrate:proton symporter activity. Gene Ontology annotation, biological process: transmembrane transport; carbohydrate transport. The transcript is spliced from 5 exons. Bases 1 to 1269 code for a protein of 422 amino acids. Gene Ontology annotation, cellular component: membrane. The record is from RefSeq and is a predicted model, not a curated record. NCBI's taxonomy places the organism in Eukaryota, Fungi, Ascomycota, Eurotiomycetes, Eurotiales, Aspergillaceae.